AACAGUGUUCUUAGAGGCAGCCACACCUCAGCACGAUCUUUCUAACUUGGGACAGCAAAAUUCAAAUGAACUGAUAGACACAAACUGCAAAAGAGUCCUAAACCUAUACAGGAGGUGAAUCUUUACAGCACAAUUGCCCUCCAAAGCUACUUGAAACAGGGCAUAGGACUUAAAGGAGAAAAAGAAGGAAAUGGACUAUCUCCUAUAACACCUGGAAUGUGAUCCAAGCCUGGAGACAAAAUGAUGGUGUGCAGCUAGAAGACAAUAAAACUAGCAAUGGAGCUCUUAUAUGAGGAAUACCUAGCAAAUCGUGGAACAAUAGUAAGACCUUCUUACUGGCCAAGCUUCUCUCUAGAUUGCUCUAACUGUCCUUACCAUAUUCAGACAGGAGAAGAAGCAGGAGUUCCCAACACAGAAUUUUAUCAUAUUUUUGGAUUCCCUUAUGGGCCAACAGAUCCUCAAACAAAACACCUCACAUUUUAUGAACUAAAACCUUUUUCUGGUAGCCUGGUGCAAAAGGGCCAUGCUAGCAGUUGCAGUGGGAAUCACAGCCACCCAGAAUCAAUGCUAUUUGAGAUGAAUGGUUAUCUUGACUCAGCCAUAUACAGUAACAAUAUAACUAAGCAUCUCAUUCUGUAUUCCAGCAACUCCCCUUGUAAUGAAGCUAACCACUGCUGCAUCAGCAAAAUCUACAAUUUCCUGAGAGUGUAUCCAGACAUCACUCUUAGUAUUUACUUUUCUCAGCUCUACCAUACUGAGACUGAAUUUCCUGCUUCAGCCUGGAACUACGAAGCUCGGAGCCUGGCCAGCUUGUGGCCACAGGUCACUUUGAGUCCAAUAACUGGUGGGAUUUGGCAUUCACUCCUCAACAACUCUGUUAGUGGUGUCUCAGGAUCUACUGUUUUGCAGCCCAUUUUAAGUGGGAGAGCACUGGCUGACAGGCACAACGCAUAUGAAAUCAAUGCCAUAACAGGAGUGAAACCUUACUUCAGUGAUGUCCUUCCCCAGACAAAAGACAACCAGGACCUAAGAGCUCAGGCAGCUUUAGAGAGCAACCCCUCAAACAAUGUCUUUCCUGGACAGUCUUUUCAAGUGACGAGUGGACAACUGCAACCCAACCUAACUCCAGACCUCAGGGUUCCUGUGGUUUUUGUGUUAGUGCCUUUCAGAGACCUACCACCAGUCCAUGUGGGUCAAACCCCAAAUAAACCCAGGAAUGUAGUAAGGCACUUAAACAUGCCUCAAAUGUCAUUCCAGGAAACCAAGGACCUCAGAAGGCCUCCCACUGGAAGGCCAGAGGAGAUAGUGGAAAUCACAGAACAGUUUACAAGGAGCAAAGAGGCAGAUGAAAAGAAAAAAAAAACAAGAAGAAAGGGAAAGAAUAAAAUCUACAUUCCUACAGCAUGAAACCAAACAAUUACCAGAGGACUUAUUAGAUAGGCAACAAAAGCUGAAAAUUUUCUUUCU
Galeopterus variegatus (Sunda flying lemur) is the source of this 1467-nucleotide messenger RNA. RefSeq names its product apolipoprotein B mRNA editing enzyme, catalytic polypeptide-like 4 (putative) (gene APOBEC4). NCBI's taxonomy places the organism in Eukaryota, Metazoa, Chordata, Mammalia, Dermoptera, Cynocephalidae. The record is from RefSeq and is a predicted model, not a curated record.